UGAAUGUGUGAAAUAUUGUAAUGAAAAUAUAAAAAGAACUAUUUGAAUAGAUUUGAACUUCUAAAACUGUUGGUAAAAAGGAUUGACAUACAGUUUCUCAUGCAUAGAGUGCUCUAAAGUGUCUUAAAUGUUGCGUUAAUGUCUUAAACAAAGGUCUGACACGUUAUGCUAAACAGUCAUUUUGGUCCAGUUUUUAUUGACCAAAACCUACAAAAAAAACGUUAUUUAUUUGCAGCUAUCAAGCAAUUCAUUUAUAAAAAUUAGCUUUUUAAUAUUUACAAAAAUUGAAAUAAAGCAUUUAUCUUAGACGGCAGCUCUUACAAGUUCCUUCAAAAUAAAAUACAUCCUGUGUCAAGUGAGCUCCUCCGGAUGCAGAUUUACAAGAAUUUAGAAUGCAAGAAAAGCAAAAAGUGUUUAGACUUUCUUUUCUUUUUACUAUCAACUAUAAAACAUUAGUGCAAAAUCAAAUUUAUAUAAAAUAUCUGUACAUGUGAAUAGUAUCAAAUAAUGGUAUGAAUUCUAAUAAUAAACCACUCUGAUAGUAGAUCAUAUUUUACGCAGCUAUUUGAUUCGUUAAAGUUAAAAAGAAUUACCUAAAACUUCUAAUACAUUAAUUUAUUCUCUUUGUUUGCAUUUCUAUUCAUAACCAAAGAGCCUGCUGCUCUGCUCCCUGCCUGUCUAAAAUAACCAGCAGGUGCCAAUUAAUGCACAUUGGCCACACCCACCAGAUGGGGCUCAAGGCUGAAGACAUGGCGUUCCACUCCAACAUCUCCGUGAACAUGGAUAUCACUGUGGCUGUGGUGUACUCUGUCUUCGGAGUUUGUUCUUUGCUUGGAAACAGCACACUAUUAUACGUCUCAUACAAGAAAAAGCACCUUUUGAAACCUGCCGAGUGCUUCAUCAUCAACCUGGCGAUCAGCGACCUGGGCCUGACUCUCUCACUCUACCCCAUGGCGAUCACCUCAAGUGUCUACCACAGGUGGUUGUAUGGACGAACGGUGUGCUCCAUGUACGCGUUCUGCGGCAUGUUGUUUGGCCUCUGCAGCCUCACCACGCUGACCCUGCUGAGCGUGGUGUGCUUCGUGAAAGUCUGUUACCCUCUUUAUGGGAACAGGUUUACCUCUUUCCACGGCCGCCUGCUCAUCGCCUGCGCUUGGUUCUAUGCUCUGCUGUUCGCCUGCUCCCCUCUGGUUCACUGGGGAGAGUACGGACCAGAACCCUACGGAACCGCCUGCUGCAUUGACUGGCGCCUGUCCAACCAGCACGCCACGGCACGCUCAUACACUGUGGCGCUCUUCAUCUUCUGCUACAUCCUCCCGUGCUGCGUUAUUGUGGCGUCCUACACGGGAAUUCUGAUCACCGUGCAAGCAUCCCGGAAAACCAUGGAGCAGCAUUCAUCCAGGGAGACGCACAUGAGCAGCAUUCAAACCAUUAUUGUUAAGCUAAGUGUGGCCGUCUGCAUUGGUUUCUUUGCUGCGUGGAGUCCGUACGCUCUGGUUUCCAUGUGGGCCGCCUUCGGACAAAUUGAAAACAUCCCUCCUCUUGCGUUUGCCAUGCCAGCCAUGUUCGCCAAGUCCUCCACCAUCUACAACCCGAUCAUUUACCUGCUGCUGAGACCAAACUUUCGCAGGAUAAUGUGGAGAGAUGUGGGAGAACUUUACCAUAACUAUCUGAAGGGCUGCUUCUGGUCCAGAGGCCAAACAAAAUGCUGCACAAAGAUAAAGAUCAGAGUGAGACUUCGCACAACUCGCCGACAAACCAGCCGCUUCCCGUCAUCAGUCUCUCCACCUAUAAUGACGAUAGAUCAGAGGUGUGAGGAUACAUUCACCUGCUUCAGACACUACCCCACAACGUGUGCCGGCAAUGACACGGCAGCUGAUGGAGACACAUCCGUGGAUGAAGAGACGCCGGUUUCCCUAAGGCUGAAUCAGACGAGUGAAGGCGAGUCCUCCAGGAAGUCCCUGAUGGCCACAGUAAGGACUACAGAAACCAACAACUUCCACAUCUCCUUAGAGAUGAUCCCAAGGGUCACCAAAGAGGCUUGGCCCUGAUCAUUCAGACCUGUAAAUUAUAUUACAAAUUACUGUAUUUUAAAUGUAUUUUUAUUUAUUUUGUAGAAAAUGUUUUUUUCUAAUUUCUCAUAUUUGCCGUGAUAUUGUUAAAAAAUGUUAAAAAUGGAAAAGAAGAUGCAAACUUUAUGCCCAAGCAAUAUUUGCACUUGUUUUGAAAUGAAAUAAAUACUACAUUUAGUUGUUUUAAGGUUUAAUAUUUUUUUAACAACUGUAUUUGAUUCAUUAAGAGAUGUAAUUAUCUGAGGAAGAAUGUGCUUUAAAGUGUAAGUAUGUAAAGUCAAAAGUAUUGAAAAAUAAAAAACAGCCACAACUUUUCCUACUGAAGUUGGGUUUUUUGUCAAAGACAAAAGUUUCUUAUGUUCCAUGAUGCUAAAAGUAAAGAGUUCCUAAAGUAAAACAAAACAACAA
Messenger RNA from Oryzias melastigma (Indian medaka), 2480 nucleotides. It is a transcript of the gene opn7a, whose product is annotated as opsin 7, group member a. Gene Ontology annotation, biological process: G protein-coupled receptor signaling pathway; visual perception. Gene Ontology annotation, cellular component: membrane. The record is from RefSeq and is a predicted model, not a curated record. Gene Ontology annotation, molecular function: G protein-coupled receptor activity. Lineage: Eukaryota; Metazoa; Chordata; Actinopteri; Beloniformes; Adrianichthyidae. The coding region runs from base 705 to 2051 and encodes 448 amino acids. The transcript has 6 exons.